Hyaloperonospora brassicae is the source of this 1890-nucleotide messenger RNA. The record is from the annotation of a GenBank genome assembly. Lineage: Eukaryota; Oomycota; Peronosporomycetes; Peronosporales; Peronosporaceae.
AUGACGAGCAGUAGCGUGAGGUUCCCGUUGCCCGACGGGUACUUUCCGCCCGUGCAGCUCUCGCCGGCAGAAGUCGCGGCCUACGAGCAGCGCGUGGAGAUCAUCAUGAAGAACGCGCUGGCCGAGUACAACCUGCACGAGGCUAUGGGCGCGCGGCCCGAGUACGGCUCGUCGCGCUGGACCGUCGUGGGCCACGUCGAGCACCUGACGGCCGUGCGGGAAGUGGACCCGACGCGGGCCGUCGAGUCGUCCCGCAUCUUCGGCCGCGUGGACGGCGACUACCGCAGCUUCAUCGACUUUUUCUACGCCACGACGGCGCAGGAGGUGUUUGCCGUGAACCAGUUCAUGUUCGGCUACGCCGUCGACGGCGCUGUGCUGUGCAACAUCCACACGAAGGAGUCGCAGCGGCCGCAUGUGUACCUCGGCAUGAAGUGGGUCUGUCUCCAGCCGUCGACGCUCUCGCGCAAGCGCGACAUGUGCUUCCUCGAGUACCUCGUGCACACGCGGGACCUGCAGGGGCGCGACGUGGGCGUGCGCAUCACUCUGCCGCUGCUGCUGCCGCAGUGUCCGCCGCUGCCGGAGAAGCUCAAGACGCGGCGCGUACACUCGCACACGGUCACGAUCGUGCGGCCCACGAGCGACAACGCGGACGCGACGCAGAUCUUCACGACGAGCGAAGUGGACCUGCACAAGGGCGCGAGCGCGUCGUCCGCCGCCGCGUUCAAGAAGCGCAUGACGACGCUGAGCUCCAUGGCGCUCUUUGCCGACUCGAAGCGCAUCUCGGCGCACGGGAUCCUCGACCGGCGCAGUUGGGCGCCCAAGUCGGCGCGCGCGCACUGCGUCGUGUGCAGCCGCCGGUUCUCCACCACGCGGCGGCGACAGCACUGUCGGCUCUGCGGCGAGUUGGCCUGUCGCCGGUGCAUGACGUUGCGCGACGCCGCCGUGUUCGACGACAGCGCGCCGUCGCCGUCGGCCAGUCGGACGUUUCAGGUCGUCAAGACCGUCUUCUGCAAGGCGUGUAUGGGCAAAGUCCGCGGGUCGGACGUCCUGAACUUCGUGGGCGCCGACAGUCAGGACGAAGGCGUGUCCGACGCCGAGUCCGCGUGCUGGGUGGCGGACAAGGGCUCGGACUGCGACAGCAACAACUUUGCCAUGACGAACCGGUCACUGCUGGCGAUGCACUCGCCCGCGGACGAGAGCUCGUCGACGUCGUGUCAGCUGCUGCUGAGCGACGCGACGGACGACUCGGAGGACGAGGCGAGUUCCGAUCGAGGCGGUGGGGCACUAAAGCGGACGUUCUCGAGUUGUCUCGACUUGGAAGUGCUGUCCGAGACGCAGACGAGCGUGUCGUCGGUGCUCGACGACGAGGCGGAAGUCGAAGUCGCAGAGCCUUCGGCCGCUGUGCUGUUUGACAUCCGCCACCUCCGGACGAUGGCGGGCGCUGAGCGCGUCGUACAGGAGGCGGAGGAACGCGACCUGCAGACGAUGCGCGAGUCGUUUGCAGCGCUGGACAUGACACCGGUCCGUCGGUUGAGCUUCUCGUCGAGCGCAGGGAACGAGGCGGGCGAAGGGUUUCCGAGCUGUCGGAGCGACGAGAUGCCCCUCAUGGAGGAAGUCGACGACGACAGCGACGACGACAGCGACGACGACGACGACGACGACGUCAUUGAGAUUGUGGGCGAGUCGACUCAGGUGGUGUCCUGUACGCGGCAGGUCGUGUCGUCCCCGUUACGCGACUCGCCGCUGACGACAUUGACGGAGAACCUGUUGUUCGGAUUGGGUCGGCCAAACGUGUCGAUCGACCAGCGACUGCAAGAGCAGGAGGUGCUGCUCAAGCGCUUAGUCAUGGCGGCCAACUCCUCGGGGUACUACUCGCGAGGCGCUCACUAA